AUGCAGUUCCUGCCGAGUCUACUAUUCAUGCUGUCUGCGACACUGGUGCGCGGUACUGGAGAAUGGAGUGAAGAUGCCGAAGAUUUAGUAUCAACAGUGGACAUCGACGCGGUAUUGGGCAAGACAGCGUCAUUGCCAUGUGACGUCACUCCCGACGCGGUUGAAGACAGAGUUUACAUGGUGCUUUGGUUCAGAAAAAGUGGAGGGAAACCUAUUUACAGCUACGACGUCCGCGGGCGGUCCUUCAACAAGGCUCUUCAAUGGUCAGACCCUGGAGCUUUCGGUCCCCGCGCGUAUUUCGCAACUGUGGCGCAACCAGCUGCCUUGACCCUCAGUUCGGUGCAACUUGAUGAUGAAGGAGUGUACAGAUGUAGAGUUGACUUCAAAAACUCUCCAACUAGGAAUUUUCAGAUUCGCCUUACAGUUAUAGUGCCACCUCAUCAGAUGCUGUUGUAUGAUAAGUCCGGCGCUGACGUCUCUGGGGUUAUUGGACCAUUGGAGGAAGGAGCUGCUUUGGUACUCGUGUGCGAAGUUAGAGGAGGUCGUCCAGAACCAGUAGUAACCUGGUUAAUAGACAAUUUGCCGGCGCCUCAAUAUAUUGGUGUAAAGACCGACACUCAUGUGAUGGUGAAUCGGUUAGAGCUACAACAUUUGAAACGAGAAGAUCUGAAUACCACGUUUAAAUGUCGAGCGGCGAAUACCCAUUUAAUGCCACCGCAGGACAAGAGUGUGCGUCUUGAGAUGAACUUGGCACCGAUUUCUAUAUCAUUAGUGGACCGGCCUACCCAAUUGAUCGCCAACUCGGUGGCCUCACUACGAUGCGUCACCGAAGGGAGCAGACCUCCUGCUCGUAUCAUUUGGUUCAAGGCUGGCAAGCAGUUUGAUAAGAAUAAGGUGACAGAGUAUUCCAAUGAAACGUGGACUGUAAGCACUCUGACCUACGAGCCUGACCCUUCCGACAAUGGGGUCAUUGUGAAAUGUGCGGCAAGCAACGCUGCGCUGCCUUCCAGAACUGUCGAAGACCAGAUUGAGCUCAAUGUUGUAUACAGCCCACUGGUGACAUUAAGUCUUGGCAGCACGCUUAAUCCGAAUGAAAUCGAGGAGAGUGAUGACGUGUACUUUGAAUGCAACGUGCGGGCUAACCCUAAAGAAUAUCGGAUUACGUGGUUUCAUAAUGACAAACAAGUAACCCACAAUAUAUCAUCCGGAGUAAUAAUCAGCACGCGGUCACUCGUGCUACAGAAGGUGACUAGAAGAGAAGCAGGAGCAUAUACCUGCAAAGCGGCUAACGCUAGAGGAGAGACUGCCAGUGAGCUCGUCAAGUUGAGAGUCCAAUACGCUCCAGUAUGCGUAGACCCAUCGCCUCAAGUGGUAGGCGCUGCGAUAGACGAGGAACUUAACGUCCGGUGCGCUGUCCACGCUGAUCCUGGUGACGUCACCUUCCUUUGGCAGUUCAACAACAGCGGUGAAAGCUUUAAUGUGUCCCCUGCAAGAUAUGGUACAAUCAACGGAAGUACAAGUGAGCUUCGUUAUACGCCUGCCAGUGAAAGGGACUACGGUGCUCUCACGUGUCGAGGAUCCAAUGCAGUUGGCAGCCAAGCCCAACCUUGCGUCUUUCAAAUUGUUCCUGCAGCUCGUCCUUCGCCACCCCGAAAUUGUACAGUAUUCACUAGCAACGGUUCCAACUGGACUGAAGACUCAAGCCAUGAGGAAAUCGGGGAAUCGUUGAUUGUUCGUUGUGUAACAGGCUAUGACGGAGGACUACCGCAAUUAGUGGUGUUGGAAGCUGUCGACACAGUCUCUAAUAAUGUGAGGUUCAAUGUUACUGCUAAUGACACUGAUGGCGUAGCGGUCUUUCUGGUCCCUGCUGGAUUACUGUGGUUAAGUGGGAACAGCUUGCGAUUGACUGCUCAUUCCAAAAACGAUAAAGGAUCUUCCGAGAAGAUUAUGCUUUACGCUCUUGCUUACCAAGGCCCAGAGAAACGAACAGAUGGGAGCAACAGCCUUAUGGCGAGUGUAUCAAAACCUGCUUUCUGGGCGAUCAUCCUGACUGUGGCCGUUUGUUCCGGAGUCGCUAUUUUCACUGGAUAUUUUUUGCGGAGAAAAAGUGUCAAGCCACCAACGAAGCAACAAACCCCAGAAUUGCAAUUAAACGCUGGUGAUGGACAAUACGUGGUUGCAUACACGCUAAAACCUCCCAAGCAAGCACAGCCGGAUAUAUUAAAUCCGCCUCCUGACGGGAACCCUCCAAUGGCGAAGUGCGGCGUAGAGGCUGUCAAAAAUGGCCCUCUUCAAGCCGACGAGUGGACGCACAGCCCCAGCGAGCGCGCUCCGUUGCAUGCCAGCCAUGAACAGCGCGCAUUGCUAUCUCCACCGCGUUCAUCAAGUACUAAGCCUCCAACAACAAGUGGCAAUAUGACCAUAAGUAGAAGAGAACACCUCAUCGCAGAAGAAAUCCCUGGACCAGAAAGUUGUGUAUAGACAUAGGCUUAAAACUUUUGUAUAUAUUGACUGUCAAAAUUGUGAUAAAACUGUAUAUAGGAACUAUGAGUAAUUAUUAAAGUGAAUAAAUAAAGUUCUG
Hyposmocoma kahamanoa is the source of this 2581-nucleotide messenger RNA. RefSeq names its product neural cell adhesion molecule 1-like. The record is from RefSeq and is a predicted model, not a curated record. The transcript has 17 exons. The coding region runs from base 1 to 2481 and encodes 826 amino acids. NCBI's taxonomy places the organism in Eukaryota, Metazoa, Arthropoda, Insecta, Lepidoptera, Cosmopterigidae.